UCGUUCAGGCAUGCAGAACAGACAGCGAAUUUCCGGAUUUGGCCGAAGAUCAUGGCGUCGUUUUCAAUUUAUAUACAGAACAAGGCCAUGAGGAGUUCCCUGUUAACGCAUUACUUAAGGAAUUUGGACAUUUAACAAUUGAUGAGAGCAAUGCUGGUCUUAUGGAUACUGAUGAGGUUUCGGAAGACGCUGCACCUCCCACAGCACGGCAGGGCAAUGUUGGGAGUAUAAAGGUGUUAGUUCAAGCCGACGAAAAAGAUGAAACAAAAUUGAAGAUUCCCAAUAACUUUCUGGUUAUCUACCCGACAGCACCUUACCGCUAUUCCAAAAGAAACGAAACUGAAGGGUCAUGGUUUGAAUUUUACCUAAAGGAAGUUGUGGAUGAAUAUGAAGGACAUUCCACAGAGCUCGAUUUCUUUCAAGUUUUAACUGAAACAAAUCAACGAGUAUCAAAUCGCGAAACUGUUGUUUAUAAGAGAAACUCAGCGGGUAAGAUCCAGUACGAUCCAGGUACUGAGAGUCCAUCGAGGGAUGAGGACAAAUCCGGAAAGAAAAAUGUCGUGUGGAUUGAACAUAGAAUCACUCAGCCUUUGGUCUUUAGAUUGGCUAGCGGGAACUAGACUUAUUUGAGAUACUAGUACUCACUGCGUGUCAUAUACUAGUACACUAAAAACCGGUUUUGGAACUGGUCGCCUCCCCAUGCCAAUGAUUGCACCUUGAUUCAGGAACAGGAACAAUUUUGGUUAGUUAUGAGUUAAGAUGCGCAUGAUAUUGUAUAAACCAUGUACAUGCGCAUUCAACGUCGCAUAUUUUUUACUCUCAAAUUGUCCUCAUUGCUAAUCAAUACGAUUUUUUGUACGCAUUGAAUAUACAUGUAUUGGUGUUAAAAAUGGUGUUUUAUGACGAUUUGAUGCAAUUGUAUUGUUAGCUUUUCCACAUACAACGAUAUGAAGAAGAUCUCCCGACUCAGGGAUACGUUUGAAGCAGAUUAGACUUAAGCAUAUCAAUAUGGGUUGAACAUAAGAUGGACACAAUUGGAGCAUUAUUUUGUUAGGCUCAGACUAAUCAAAGAUGUCAUUAUUGUUGAGCAUGUGUUUGGCACGAAAGUAACAUUAUUAGAUAGCACAGACUAGAAAUCAAAAUAGCAAUGUCUGUCGGUCACAUGUUUGACAUAAGAAAAGCUACAAAGUACAUGGUCUAAAUCUAUCAUAUAUUUAUAUAUACAUAUCGUUGUGAUGGAACAUAGUCACACACAGUCUCUGGUCUUUAGAGUGGUUAGUGAAAACUAGAUAGGCAUUUUAAAUACACUUGUUAAAACGCUAAUGAUUAAUAUAUAUAUGUUUGAUUUUUAUAUUAUGCAUUAUUUGUCCUUACAGUGUGGUAUGGCUGUUGACCAAGAGUAACAUAUCAUAUUUACUUUUAUUCAGCAUUGGAUAGUUCAUAAAGUUACCAGCGUCUGGUUUGAGAAAGUUCAUCUAUGCAGACUUAAGUUUUGGUUUGAUAUGAGAUCUUCUUAAUUUCCUCUUUAUACAGACUAUCACUGAAUUUUGUAUUUCAAUCGCUAUUUUGGCAAA
Mya arenaria is the source of this 1574-nucleotide messenger RNA. RefSeq lists its product as uncharacterized. Gene Ontology annotation, molecular function: cysteine-type endopeptidase activity. Gene Ontology annotation, biological process: proteolysis. Lineage: Eukaryota; Metazoa; Mollusca; Bivalvia; Myida; Myidae. The transcript is spliced from 3 exons. The record is from RefSeq and is a predicted model, not a curated record. The coding region runs from base 162 to 620 and encodes 152 amino acids.